CAAUCAUCUCGCAAAUGAUGCCUUAAGCUUUUAACUCUGAAAAUGAAUCGCUGGUAUCGUGUGCAAUUUUUUAUAUCUUUCCUUUUUUGCAAUGUUUUAUCAAAAAUUCAUUUUGACCGAUAUCUCGUUUCGGAUUCACAUUUUCGUAGAAGAGAACUUGAAGACAUAACUAAAGACAAUGCUAUUACGAUUUAUAAGGACAUCAGUACGCUAAGUGAAUGUGCUUUAAGGUCUUUAUCAAACCGAGCUCCAGCUUUUUACUACAAUAAGAAUGAAAAACGAUGCAUACUGAUAAAGAAUUCGAACUUUCCACAUGGUGAAAACAUACCAGGAUAUAAUCGAUAUAUUUCAGAUGGUAAAGAAAGAAGUCCAAAACGAUGCUUUUACAAACUAUUGGAUAAAAGUGAGAGUUAUUUUACCGAGGCAAAGCGGAAGUGUGAAAUCCAAGGAGGAUAUGUUCUAAAAAUAAACUCGGAACAAGAAGCUGAAUUUGUGAAAGAAAUGUUUCAAGGUUUCACAAUUUUGGUCGGAGACGAGGUACAAAAUAUUACUUACCCUAUGGGUCAGCAGAGUGACCUACAGCAGUAUGACGGGGAUUACUAUGAGUCGGCCGUGGCCCCGUCCUCUCUCCACGAUAACUGUGUAAACCUCACCACAAACGGAAGGAUAAGUCAGCACUGCGGAGUACUUCCUUUUCAUGUUCUUUGUGAAUUCGACAAAUGCAUUUAUUAAUUCCGGAUGACAAACAUACAAGUGGAGGUGUACUAAUAUAUAUAUAUAACAAUAAUGUACAUGUAAGUGUAGAAAUUAAUGGAAAGGUAAAAAAACAAACACAAUGUCAAGAGAAGAACGUUUUUGUUCCAAGCAAAAAAAAAAAUAGACUUUUACGAAAAAUUGUUUAAAACAGCUUUUCACAUACCAUC
Saccostrea cuccullata (small rock oyster) is the source of this 923-nucleotide messenger RNA. RefSeq lists its product as uncharacterized. The record is from RefSeq and is a predicted model, not a curated record. The transcript is spliced from 4 exons. NCBI's taxonomy places the organism in Eukaryota, Metazoa, Mollusca, Bivalvia, Ostreida, Ostreidae. The coding region runs from base 43 to 732 and encodes 229 amino acids.